AUGUCAGUUAAACAACCAGAUGAGUCAACCAAAUCGCCAUUAAAGACAACUCCCUUGCCAGCAUCAAAUUUCACGUAUCAAAAUUUAUACGAUUUAAAUUUCAUUGAAAAAUCUUAUCUAUCACCAUUGGCACAAAUUUCCUUAAUUGAUUUAAACGCAUUUUUUGCACAAGUUGAACAAGUUAGAUUAGGCGUUCCUGAUCAUUUACCACUAGUAUGUUGUCAGUGGCAUGCCAUAAUAGCUGUAAAUUAUCCCGCUAGAAAAUUUGGUAUAUCUAGAUUAGAUUCAGUUAAAAGCGCCCUUGAAAAAUGUCCAGAUUUAUACGUUGCUCAUGCUGCUGUUUAUAGAAAAGGUGAAACUCAUUGGGCUUAUCAAGAAGGAUAUCCAUCAGUUGCCACUCAUAAAGUUUCAUUAGAUACUUAUCGAAGAGAAAGUAGGAAAAUUUUAAGAAUAUUACAACAACAUAUUGAUUUAGUUGAAAAAUCUAGUGUUGAUGAAAGUUACGUAGAUUUGGGAAGAGAAGUUUAUAAUACGUUAUUUGAUUUGUUUCCAGAAAUACUAAAUCAAGAUGAAGAAGGUAAUGUUAAAUUACCAAAAAUACCAGAUAUUUUACCGAUUAAAUUACAAUGGAAAGGUGUUGUCAUAGAAUCAUUAGAAGAAAUAACACCAGAAGGAGAAUCAUUACCACCUAAAAUACAAGAUUGGGAUGACAUUUGUUGUUUAAUUGGAUCUAUGGUUAUAUUUGAUGUACGAAUGGCAAUUUAUAAAGAAUUAGGAUAUACUACAUCUGCAGGAGUUGCAAGAAAUAAAUUAGUUUCUAAAUUAGCUGGUGGUUUUAAAAAACCUGAUAAUCAAACAAUUAUAAGGAAUUCUUCGAUAUGUAGAUUUCUUUCAAAUUUUGAAUUAACUGAUAUUACUGGUAUGGGAGGUAAAUUAGGAGAUUCGUUAAUUGAUAAAUUAGAUGUACCUGCUGACACAAAUUCAAUUACGUUUACAAGAGAACGAUAUGAUUUAGAAAUGUUAAAAGAUGAAUUAAAAGAUGAUUUAGAAUUAGCUGAAAAAGUAUAUCAUUUAGUUCGAGGAUCGUGGCCAACUGAAUUAUCACAUCAAACUGAAGUUAAAUCAAUGACAAGUACAAAAAAUUUCAAUAUUGAUUACGUUAGAAAUUUAUUUGAUGCUUAUGGAUGGUUAACUGUAUUUGCUGGUGAUUUAUGGAAUCGAUUAAUUGAUUUAGAUAAUGAAAAUAUGGAAUUGUCAUUAGUUAAACAUUCAAAUAAAGAUAAGGGAAAUAUAAGAAGACCAAGAACAUUAACAUUGGGUGUUUUCCCAGUCACUGGUUCAAGACAAACUAGACAAAUGCCAAUAUCAUUCAAUAAAGAUUUAGAAAAGACAAAACAAAUUAUGGUUUCUUGUAGUCAUCAAUUAAUGAGAGAAUAUCUUGAAAAUAAUACAAAUAUAAGUUUAUUAAAUCAACGAAGGACAUCAAAGGAAUUAUUUGAUAUGAAACAAAAUCCACAAUUGGUUAAAAUAUUAUCUAUAAAGAAUAUGUCGUUAACAAUUUCAAAUUUCACCGUGUUGAAUGACAAUGCAUUGAUUGAAGCAUUUGCUAUAAAAUCGAAUUCAAAUAUUAAUGAUGAACUAAUACAAAUAAAUCUACAAAAACGACAGCAAAAAGCAUCUCCAACACCGUCACCAAAAAAGCAAAAACAAUUAUCAGAAGAACAUAAAUUACAUAUUUCCAAAAUGUUUAAAGAAUUUGAAGCAUGUAAAGAAAUUGUACAACAACAAAAGAAACAACCACAGAAAUCUAAAAAACAACCAUCAUCCAAUAACUUCGAUAUAUUUAAAUCAUUAAAAAAGACAAAUUUCCUAGAAGAACUUCAAUCAAUUAAAUAUUGUCAAAAGUGUAAAAUUUCAAUUGAUGAUCCAAUUGAACAUAAUGAUUAUCAUAUAGCUAUAGAUUUAUCUGAUAAAUUAAAUUCAUGA
Molecule: messenger RNA, 1986 nt
Organism: Insectozyma verbasci
Lineage: Eukaryota; Fungi; Ascomycota; Pichiomycetes; Serinales; Debaryomycetaceae
Source: the annotation of a GenBank genome assembly